UGUGUCAGUGUUGUGAGAUCUGAACAUUUGCUGUGUGCGUCGGACGCGUCUCGCAUUGCUGUCAGUGCUGAGGGUUUGAGACUCUUCCCUUCGGACGCUUACAUCAAUGCGGAUUUGUCUUCCUUUUUAGGGUUUGAAGCCGUUACGAUAUACGUGAUCACGCACGCUCGUGUCGUGUUAUGUCUUGAGGACGCAGUCUGCAUUCAUCUGAAUUAUAGUGUGUUGUUGACAGCAGCAGGAGGAUCAUAAUGAUGUGUGAGGAGGAGCUGAUGUUCAGUAUGGAGGAGGUGGUGGGGCUCUCUGAAGACUCCAGUAAUAACAGAUGUGUGAAGAGUCGAGUGUGUUUUGAGGAUGAUGAGGAAGAUGAUGAAGAUGAGCUGUUUAUCUGUCCCAUCACCGAUGACCCCGUACACCCAACCAAAGACCCCUGUGAGCGCCAAAACCACCACCACCACCAGCAGCAGCAGCAGCUGUCUGACUCUGUGCCCAAAAACUCCUUCACGUACAGGAACACAAAUGGAGAGGUGUGUGGCUCUUUAACUGAGAGAGGUCGGGCCACAUGGAAACAUGCCAUAGAGAAAGCCAAAGCCAUGCCUGAUCCAUGGGCUGAGUUUCAUCUGGAGGAGAUGGAGACGGAGAGGUGUAUUCGCUACAGAUAUAACGCUGUUACUGCUGAAUGGGCAAAGGACGAAAUAUUCAUUAAGAUUUCCACUCAGUCUUUUGGGAAAGGAGCCAUGAGAGAAUGCUUUAGAGCGAAGAAGUUGUCGAACUUUUCUCACCGCAGUAACUGGAAAUCUGCCUCAAACUAUGUAACUAAGAGUUAUAUGGAGACUGUGGGCAGAGAGGUUUAUUUUGAGGACGUUAAGUUACAGAUGGAAGCAAAAUUAUGGGGUGAGGAGUUCAAUCGCCACAGACCUCCAAAACAGGUGGACAUCAUGCAGAUGUGUGUUGUGGAAAUGAUCAAUCGUCCUGGAAAGCCUCUGUAUCACUUGGAGCAUUACAUUGAGGGAAAGUACACCAAAUAUAACUCCAACUCAGGCUUUGUGAGGGAUGAUAACAUCCGUCUGACGCCGCAGGCGUUUAGUCAUUUCACAUUCGAGCGCUCUGGACAUCAGCUGAUCGUGGUGGAUAUUCAGGGUGUUGGAGAUCUCUACACCGACCCUCAGAUCCACUCUGAGAAGGGAACUGACUUUGGAGAUGGCAACUUGGGUGUGCGUGGCAUGGCUCUUUUCUUUCACUCUCAUCUGUGUAAUAAGAUCUGCAGGAGUAUGAGUCUCGCUCGCUUUGAUCUGUCUCCAGCUGAAAGCGCUCAACUCGACAGCACCAACAAACUGCUGCAGUCGGCUCAGACGGUUCUCCGGGGAUGUGAGGAACACUGCGGUUCUCCCAGGGUUAGGACCGUGUCACUCGGUCACAUGCCGCUUCUCCUGUCCCGUCUGUCAGAGACCUCAUCACUGGACGAGAACAGCGACACAGACUCAGUUCCAUGUUCUCCUUUGAGUGUUGGUGUCUCUAUGUCUCUAGGCCGCUCGCCUAUGGGCUGGUCCUUUAUGAAGGAACACACGAAUGCGGAUCAUCAGGAGUCAGAGAACGGAGGAGACAGCGGUUGUCCCAGUGAGAGACGUAGUGAAGGAGACGCCGCUGAACAUCACCUGCCACCGCAGGGUCGUCCUCCUAACAGCAGACAUUUCUCUGAAUCGGAUGAAGACAGUGUUCGUCGGUUGACAGAAGAGAAGUGGACGUUUUAUCACUCGUCACGCUCACACAUACAUCGAGCGUCAUGUGUGGCGAUGGAGGUGGAGAGACUCAACUCGAUGCUUGUUGAGAGAAAAAUCGGUAAAUCCAUCCUUGGCAAGGUUCAUCUGGCUAUGGUGCGGUAUCACGAGGGCGAGCGCUUCUGUGAGAAAGAUGAAGAGUGGGAUCAGGAAUCAGCUCUCUAUCAUCUGGAGACGGCCGCUAUGUGUGGAGAACUGGAGGCUAUCGUCGCUCUCGGCCAGUGUUAUCUUCAGCUUCCACAUCACAUUCUACCUGAGAUUGAGUUACACGCGUCUGAGGACAACAAGAAGAAAGGUUUCCGUUUUCUGCUGCAGGCCGCUGAGGCCGGAGACAGACCCAGCAUGAUUCUAGUGGCACGAAUGUUCGACACGGGUCUAAACCUUCCUUCUGACAGGACUAUGGACUGGUUGCACGCUGUGCACUGGUACGACUGCGCUCUUAAGAUGACCGACUACGACGAGGGCGGAGAGUUUGAUGGGAUGCAGGAUGAGCCGCGAUAUCUUCUGCUGGCUCGAUUGGCUGAGAUGUACCAACAGGGAGGUUUUAACCUGAACGCAGACCCUCAGAAAGCAGGUGAUUUUUUCAAUGAAGCAGCGGAUGCCGCUAUGGAAGCUAUGAAGGGUCGACUGGCCAAUCAGUACUACAUGAAAGCGGAGGAGGCGUGGUCUAUGAUGGAGGAAUGAAGCUGCUGAUUUGCUGAGAUGGAUGGAUGAUACUUUGCACCCGGCUUGUGUUUACAUGAUCUUUCUCUUUACCUUUAGAAUGCUUUUCUUGAGUCGGGCACAUUGACUUGAGAAGUUUUCUUGAAUGUGACAGAAACAAGGAUUCUAUACUGAGGUGCUACACUAACAAACUCUCUGGGUUUACUUUUAACAAUUAAAUAAAUUCAUCAUAAAUAAAUAAAUAAAGGUUGAAUUAUAAUAAAUACAGGUAAUAAUAUCAUGUCUCUAUAAAGGCUGACUGGAGGUCUUGACCUUUCAAAUGGUUUAAUGUUAACGUGUUUGAUUUUUAUGACUGUUUGACCUCAAAAGCUGUUUUAAUGUCAGAAUUCACCCUGAGUCAAAAGUGAACUGUUGUGCAUGCGACUUGUUUUUAAUCAUUUGUUUUAGAACAACAGUGGAGAAAAUAAAUAAAUAAGCUUUUAUCUGUUGUA
Molecule: messenger RNA, 2929 nt
Organism: Triplophysa dalaica
Lineage: Eukaryota; Metazoa; Chordata; Actinopteri; Cypriniformes; Nemacheilidae
Gene: eef2k
Product: eukaryotic elongation factor 2 kinase
Exons: 19
Coding region: 249-2459 (736 amino acids)
Biological process (GO): protein phosphorylation
Molecular function (GO): calcium ion binding; calmodulin binding; elongation factor-2 kinase activity
Source: RefSeq, a predicted model, not a curated record